Capsicum annuum is the source of this 1628-nucleotide messenger RNA. RefSeq lists its product as uncharacterized. The coding region runs from base 265 to 1296 and encodes 343 amino acids. Lineage: Eukaryota; Viridiplantae; Streptophyta; Magnoliopsida; Solanales; Solanaceae. The record is from RefSeq and is a predicted model, not a curated record. The transcript is spliced from 8 exons. Gene Ontology annotation, molecular function: S-adenosylmethionine-dependent methyltransferase activity.
CAAACAAAACUACCCUAGGCCAAUAAAUAAAACUAAAAAAAACAUGGUGGUGUGGCCAAAAUUCAUCCUCAAACAAAAGAACGAACUUCUGGUGAUGAAAAAAUGAAUCAAAAUCAACAAAAAAUUCCUGCCCUUUUUCUCUUCUUUGUGAAAACACCAAUUUAUAUAGGCUUGUUUAUAUAUCUGUACACUCACAAAGAAUCAAUUACAAGAGUAAAAAGACAAGAAAGCCCUCAUCAAGUCUAGCUGAAUUGAAUUUCAUCAAUGGCUACUACUGGUUCAGCUUCAGUUUGUUUGAAUCAACAUAGUGUUCUGAUUCCAACACAACUAAAAGGGGUUUCUUUGACUUCAAGAAUCAGUGUUCCUACAAGGUUUUACUCAAAUGGAUUCACUUCAAGAAUCAGAGCAAGUUCUGCUGUUGCUGUUGAACAGGAAUUGAAAACUCCAGCUCAGGAUGCUACAGAAGCUGAAUUAUUUGCUUGCCCAAUUUGUUAUGAACCACUUAUAAGAAAAGGCCCUUCGGGCUUUAAUGUACCUGCAAUCUACAGAUCGGGCUUCAAAUGCAGAAAAUGUAACAAGUCAUAUUCAAGCAAAGAUAUCUACCUUGAUCUCACUGUUACGUCUGGAACAAAACAGUACAAUGAAGUUAAACCAGCUCGGAGUGAAUUAUUCAGGAGUCCAGUUGUUUCAUUCUUGUACGAGAGAGGCUGGCGUCAAGCUUUUAACCGAAGUGGUUUUCCUGGUCCUGAUGAAGAGUUUAAGAUGGCUCAAGAGUACUUUAAAGUUGCUGAAGGUGGUGUUCUUGUUGACGUUAGCUGUGGUAGUGGAUUGUUUUCUAGGAAAUUUGCCACAUCUGGUGCUUACUCAAGAGUUGUUGCACUCGACUUUUCUGAAAACAUGCUUCGCCAGUGUUAUGAUUUCAUCAAGAAUGAUGAGAGUAUCAUAAGCUCCAAUCUGGCUCUUGUAAGGGCAGAUGUUUCCAGAUUACCUUUCUUCUCGGGAUCAAUUGACGCUGUGCAUGCAGGUGCUGCUUUGCAUUGCUGGCCAUCUCCGUCGAAUGCAAUUGCUGAAAUUAACCGGAUCUUGCGUAGUGGGGGUGUAUUUGUUGGUACUACAUUUCUUCGAGUCAAUCCUUCAGCUCCUACGAUAAUUAGAGCCUUGGAGCAGAGUGCUACGCGAACUUACAGUUAUUUUACUAAAGAGGAGAUUGAGGACUUGGUGACAAGCUGCGGUCUCAUCAACUAUACCAGUAAAGUUCAAGGCUCUUUUAUCAUGUUUUCCGCGCAAAAAUGCUGAUUUUUGGCUGGUCUACAGUGCGUUGUUCAUUGUUUUGGUAUAUAGUUGCUCUCAGAUAUGCAAUGUAUCUCAAGCUUGUAUAAAAAUAGUGCAUAAAUAAUGUUGAUUCAGAUAAAGAACAUUCUUUCUACUGGACACUAUAGUAGCAUAUCAACUCCAGUAGUAAUCCUCGAAUAAGUUAUCUCGGGAUUAACAUCCUAAAGUCAGACUUAUUUAUCUCACCUGGCCGGUGGGAUAAAACAAUACCAAGACUGGAUAAGGUGGCUAAUGGGUCGCUUGGUUCAUGGAUAAGAUUAGAUAUUUUAAUAACAUAGAUACCAAUCCUUUUGGAA